Molecule: messenger RNA, 1891 nt
Organism: Rana temporaria (common frog)
Lineage: Eukaryota; Metazoa; Chordata; Amphibia; Anura; Ranidae
Gene: DCAF7
Product: DDB1 and CUL4 associated factor 7
Exons: 7
Coding region: 116-1147 (343 amino acids)
Cellular component (GO): nucleus
Molecular function (GO): protein binding
Source: RefSeq, a predicted model, not a curated record
CUGGUGAUUGGCCCGAGCUCUAAAGCCGUGCAGCUGUGGCCGUCGGCGUGUUUGCGCAUGCGUGGUGGUAUCCCCAGGACGGCUCGGUGUUUGUGUUACGGUAUCGGUGUCGAUCAUGUCCCUGCACGGGAAACGGAAGGAGAUCUACAAGUACGAGGCGCCAUGGACCGUGUACGCCAUGAAUUGGAGUGUGAGGCCGGACAAAAGGUUCCGGUUGGCUCUGGGCAGUUUUGUGGAGGAAUACAAUAAUAAGGUUCAGCUGGUUGGUCUGGAUGAGGAAAGCUCAGAGUUUAUCUGCAGGAACACUUUUGAUCACCCAUAUCCCACCACAAAGCUCAUGUGGAUUCCUGACACCAAAGGGGUGUACCCAGACUUACUGGCAACAAGCGGGGACUAUCUGCGUGUCUGGAGGGUUGGUGAGACAGAGACCCGUCUAGAGUGUCUUCUAAAUAAUAAUAAAAACUCGGACUUCUGUGCUCCCCUCACCUCCUUUGAUUGGAAUGAAGUUGAUCCUAACUUGCUGGGAACUUCCAGCAUUGAUACAACUUGCACCAUCUGGGGUCUGGAGACGGGUCAGGUACUGGGAAGGGUCAACUUGGUGUCUGGUCACGUGAAGACACAAUUAAUUGCUCAUGACAAAGAGGUGUACGACAUUGCGUUUAGCCGAGCCGGAGGGGGCCGAGAUAUGUUUGCUUCUGUAGGAGCCGAUGGUUCUGUAAGAAUGUUUGAUUUGCGUCACCUGGAGCACAGCACCAUUAUCUAUGAAGACCCCCAACACCACCCUCUGCUCAGACUGUGCUGGAACAAGCAAGACCCCAACUACCUUGCAACCAUGGCUAUGGAUGGGAUGGAGGUAGUGAUUCUGGAUGUUCGAGUGCCCUGUACACCUGUGGCCAGGCUGAAUAACCAUCGCGCUUGUGUGAAUGGCAUUGCCUGGGCCCCACACUCCUCCUGUCACAUCUGUACAGCUGUAGCGGACGAUCACCAGGCUCUGAUCUGGGACAUCCAGCAAAUGCCACGGGCUAUUGAAGAUCCUAUCCUGGCCUACACUGCAGAGGGAGAAAUCAACAACGUCCAGUGGGCAAGCACCCAGCCUGAUUGGAUCGCCAUCUGUUACAACAACUGCUUAGAAAUCCUCAGAGUCUGACUUUAUUUAUUCCACCCUAAUACACCCCAAAUCCCCACCGGUUCCAUCCCAGAAUCCAGGAUUUUUAUACAUCUUUAAUGUGCCCUUUGUUCCCUUUUUAAGGAAAGAAAACGUAUCCAAGUGUUGACUUUGGGACUUUGUUCAGUAAGCUAUGCUAAGGUGCCGGUGUGAGAGGUCACCUAGAUACAUUCUAUAUCUACUGACACCAUCUGACUUGUCCUAAAUACUGUAUGAGUAAGCAGGAGGUGGAUAUUAAUACAUUAUCUCUGUCGAGUCUGUAUUUUACUUUACUCGCCUGUGUAGAUGAUACAUUAGACAUACUGUAUUUUGCGUGUUUUAAUGGUAACAUUUCAAUGAAGGACAUUUUUGCAACCUUUUUAUUUGCCUGCAAUGAUGCCUAUGUAUGCAUUUAAUAUCCCUGUGUUUGUAUACCAAUAAUGUCUGUGGUCCCUUCUUUCUGUAUCCAGGGCGGUGCACAGUCACUUACUGUGCCUCAGCUAAAGAUAAUUUGCUUUCUUUGAUGACAAAAAAAAAAUGCAACCAUGAGUCCAUGCAAAAAUAAGUACAAAGGCCACUAAAUAUGGAGUUAGUCUAUAAUGACUGUAAGAUAGAUGGCUGUUGCUUACAAUAACCAAAUGAGUUGCCUGUUUUAUUUCUGAAAUGGAAGUGUAAGAAAAUAUCUGAACACCACUGACGCUUAUUUGUUUUGAAGUUUUUCUAAUAAAUAAUGUCCGAUCUUUACAA